UCUUAUGUUUUUGUUUUGGUUUUGGUUUUUGUUUUUGUUCUCUCUUCUUGUUAUUAUUAUCAGUAAUCCUGUUAGGUACCCUGUCCCAUUGUUUUUUGUUUUUUAACUCGCAAUUCCCAUUUGGGGAUGUGACUUUUGUUGACAAAGAUUUAAGCUUUUUUGGUGUAGUUAGUUUCUUUUUUAAUGUUUAUCUCAUUUUGUGUAAUCAUCAUUGCUCUAUUCUCCUUGUUAGAGAGAACUCUAGGUGUCUUCUAUUGAAGGCCUUUUCUUUCUUUAUUUCUUCCGCUUUGAGUUCAAUGGAGACAGUUUAUGGUGAGGAACAGAUGAAGUGCAGCAACAAAAUAGACCUGACAUUGAAGCUGUCACCUUGUGGUGAUGAGAAAGAAGAAGAGAGGAGGAGGAAGCUGAAGAGGUCAUUAUCAGUGAUGAAUGAUGGAAGCAUCACAUUUCUGCCAUGUCUGAACAGAUCAAGCUCUUUGCCAUCAGAGGCUGAGGAUGGCAAUGGCAAGAGAAUGCUGCAUGAAAGGCUUAGGAGGAUUGCUGUGGCUGUCAAUGGUGCCAACUUCUUUCAAGUCAAGUCACUUUUAAAUCCUUCCGGGAAUUCAAACCAUAUGCAGGAUGCACAUAAGGCACAAUCAAGCUCAGCUAAAGGACCCAACCUCAACAACAAUGCAUCAACCACGAAAAGAAAUGAUUCCAUGGCUUCCAAGAAAACAACAAACAUCAAUGCAAAGGCGGUCGACCUCAUCGACCUCAACACCAAAGCAUCAACCACAGAGCAAAACAAUUCCUUGGCUUACAAGAAAACAACCAUCACCGAUGCAAAGGAGGCGGAAGGCCUUGACCUCGACACCAAUGCAUCAACCACGAAGAAAAAUGAUUGCCUGACUUCCAAGAAAACAAUAAACACAGAUUCAAAGGAGAAGAUUCCAGACAAGAGAUUCAAGCUAGGGAACUACUGCAGCCUGAAAGGGGAUGUGAUGGAGAUCCUUAGGCAGAUACCGAGUGUGACGACGACAGGAGACGGCCCUAACGGGAGAAGAGUAGAAGGGUUUCUAUAUAAGUACAGGAAUCGCCAAGCUUGCAUUGUGUGUGUUUGCCAUGGUAACUUCCUCACUCCAGCAGAGUUCGUUAUGCAUGCUGGUGGCAAGGAAGUGGAAAACCCAAUGAAGCAAAUCACUGUUUAUUUCAGUCCAUUCUAGAGGUAAUCAAGUUGGAUUCAUAACUAUGAAUCUUAGAUUAGUAUGUAGAGGGAGAGUGGAAAUUGUCAAUCAAAACUAUCUUUUAUUAGUUUAACUUCCAUAAUUAGUCAUGGUUUUAAAAUUAAAAAAAAAAAUCGCCACCCCAUAAUUCUAUGCAUAGAUCAAUCAUAUCCGAAUGCCACCAAAUUCACCUAGUUUAAGGAGGUUCAAAAAGAGAGAGAGUAACAACAAUCUGUACCCUAUCAGAAUAGAUUAAUUUGUUUAAUUUGUUUAACAUCGGUGGUUAAGAAUGAGCACAAUAUUUAUUGUUUUUAGUCAAUAAUAUUUAAAAGUGUUAGACUAUUCGAUUAAAUGUGUUGCACUAUUGGUUUUAAAGUGAUGGCUAAUACAACUUAAAAUUGUUCACCCUUAAAUUUUUCUCUAAUACUAAUAUCACUUUGAUCUAA
This is a messenger RNA of Arachis stenosperma, 1648 nucleotides long. RefSeq names its product ninja-family protein 6-like. The record is from RefSeq and is a predicted model, not a curated record. Gene Ontology annotation, biological process: response to abscisic acid; signal transduction; negative regulation of DNA-templated transcription. The transcript is spliced from 4 exons. The coding region runs from base 297 to 1202 and encodes 301 amino acids. Lineage: Eukaryota; Viridiplantae; Streptophyta; Magnoliopsida; Fabales; Fabaceae. Gene Ontology annotation, cellular component: nucleus.